AUGGCGGAUUUGCCAGCAUGUAAAUAUGGAAAGAAAUGUUAUAGAAAGAGUGCCGCUCACUUUAAAAAGUUUUCACAUCUUGACGACGAAAAUAGUCAGGUGAUUUACUUCUAUCUUGUUGUUUGAACUUAAAGUUUACUUGCUCUAUUGAAGCAAAACUCAGAACUGUCAACUAUGUGUCUGUGUAUCAGUGUAUGUACUAGGUGCUAUAUUUGAUCGGGUUGGUUUCAAGAAAAUUUACAACGUGUAAAUUAAGAAAUCCCCAUACAAUAAAACAUUUAUAUUGAAUGAAGCAUAUUUAAUUUUUAUGGUUGUUGAUGGCAAACUCGCUAAAAUAGUAUCCUAUUCGUAUUUGGGCAUUUUUCCUUUUAUGGAGACCACAUCCUGACCUGUACGGAAUGACAAUUUUUUGUGCACCGCACAUAUCAUUGACAAAAUGUACAUCAACAUACCACUAGUAAAUAUAUUAGCUGGAGCAAAGUUGUGCACAGCUAGGGAUGUUUCCCGGAUACCGGUAUCUGGUAAAAUUUAGACAUCUGGCAGACCGGCACUAUCCGGUAUAAAUUUGCCAGAUAUUUACCGGACAGUACUGUAAGAUAUUUUGUUACAACCAUGAAACAGAAAAGUUUACUUGGCGUUUAAAAAUUGUGAAACAUGAACAAUUACUGAGCGUGCGCUGCAUUACGACGAAAUUACGACAUAUUUUUUUCGUGAUGGUGAUGUGAAAUGCUCGUUUGCCAACAGCAGUGAAUUUUAUAUACUGAAUACCAGUAAACAAUGUAAGGUGAAUCAUAAGAUAUGGCCUUGGUAAAGACAAAUAGGUCAAAGAGACAAAAAACUCUUGAAGUUAUUGUAUUAAACACAUUGCCACAUUGGACUAGUUAAUUAAUUAAGCUAUAAAAUGUUGUGUUUCUAAUAAAUUAUUGUAUGGGAGUAUGGUUAUUAUCCGGUUAUUAUCCGGUAUCCGGUCAUCAUUUUCUUCUAACCGGUAUCCGGUAGACUACUAUCCGGUACUAUCCAGUAUCCGGCAAAACAGUAUCUGGGCACAUCCCUAUGCACGGCACAUGUGCCAUGCACACCACCUUCAUUCCAUACUGGCCAGUGUGCAUUCCAUGCACAAAAGUUAGGAGAUCUCCGGCGUGGAGAUGUACUAGUCUUGGCAUAAUGGCAUACCGAUCGCUAAGAUGUUGGCGUGUUAGCGUAAAUCGCCCGGCAUAUAUUUCUGUAUUGAAAAUAUAUGCCUAUUAAAAAUAUAAAAUACGAAUCAUGAAAGUGGUUUGUUCUUCAUAAAUGCUGAAAUGUAGACUUUCCUGCAUUGUCAAUGCUUAAAAUGGUUAUCGAAAAACAAAACAAGCAUUCUUAUCAAUCUAGUAUGCACAUAAUGCGCUUUUUUUCGAUUGUCGACUAAAUAUGUGUGUCAGCCAUGUUGGAUAAUUGGCAAGCUUUUAUUUUCGUUUUGCUUUUUAUGAUCGGCUAGCGCAAAACUUCAAAUUUCUCGGCGUAAAAAAAAUUUUGAAACCUUCGGCAUGGCGAUUGCAUGGAAUGCACCCUGGCAUACUGGUACAUCCAGUAUUUGUCUAAACCCUAUGGCUAGCUAUGCACCUAUCAUUUGUUCCCCCCCACCCUUGGGGGGGGGGGGGCUGGGAAAUAUUUGUAAAUGUUUCACAUCAAAUUCCUCACCCUCAGACAGCAAAAGCAAGUCAAAUUCUCCCAGGCAGGAAUAUACCAAACCAGGUAUAUACAUGCAUAAAAUGAACAACAGAAAGCUUUGGGUACAAGAUUUUUGCAUGAAACCAGAAAUUAAAUUAAAGCCUGCCAAUUAAACUCACUCACCCAGCCCUGAAAAUGAAUUAAAUUGCUAAAGUUGGAUUACCUUUCUUUGAUACACCCUGUAUAAUUAUGUGCUUGGGAAUUGUGAUCUAUAGCAAUGUUGACAAAAAAUAUCAAAAUAAGCCAACAAAUGUUUGAGUUUAAUUGAAUUUUGAGUUUAAAACAAUAGAGUAUGACACAAUUGUGGAGAAACAGGGGCCAACAAGUGGGCUGAUUGGGCUAUACUAUCUGAAAUUCUUAGAAAUGGCCCUGUUAUUUCCUUUUAAUAUAAUUAAACUUAUUAACCCUUUUUAAAGGGUUAAUAACUAAAAAGUUAUUAAUUAACUUAAAAAAAAGUUUAUAACUUAAAAGUGGCAUUGCACCCUGAUGCAUCUACUGUAGUAUAGUAGUUUGUUAUUUUACUCUAAUGGCAAACAAUUUUAAUUUUCAAUGGGAAAGUUGUGAACAGUAAUUGUGUGACAUCUCAUGUGCCAGUGGCAGAUUAGUACUGUAUGGUUCCCCACUAUUGUAAACUAGUGAUAAUUAUAUAUUGUAUCUUUGUACUUACUACUCUGAACAUGAGUUCAGCAUAAGAGCAACUACACACAUAAUUUAAUCACUUUAGAUGAUGAAUUUCCAUUUCCAUAAAAAUAUUUCUUGUGUUCACUGUUCAGGAUAAAGGAAAUACAAGUGUUGAACCUCCUGCCAAGAAACGUCGGAAAGAUGAAAACCAAGUGGAAACAACAUCUGGACAUAGCAAAGAAGGUAUCUACAGAUAAAUAUACUAUACAAUUAAUAUAAAUUUGAAAAUACACAAUUUGCAUACCUCGUCAGUGCAUUGUCUGGCACAGUUAGGGUUCGUAGCGGUCUUUGAAAUCCUUGAAAGUCUUUAAAUUUGAAUGUACUGUAGGUCUUUAAAGUAUUUGAAAAGUCUUUGAAAUUUGAUUUGUGUGAAAAAGUGAAGAAAGUCUUUAAAUUCUUUUAGACUUUUAUUAGUGAGUAUUUGAUUAUACGAUUUCCUAGCUAAUAAAAUAGAUUGACUGAAGAACAAGGUUUUCAAAUAUAUCGAUGAAAAGGCGUAUUUUAGGAUGUGAUUUGACAGGACUAAUUACUGGGUAAGAAUUGGUGCUUACACUCACAAUUUUUCAACAGCUGUAUGCUCUCAAAAGUAUUUGAAAAUAGGCAGAAAAAAUCUUUGAAAUCUUUGGUCUUGGAGACUACGAACCCUGGCCAAAAUGAGCCCCUGCUUGACAUCUUGGCCUUAAUUCUUACAAAAAGCCUAAUUUGCUCAAAAUGUCAUUAAAAGUGUUUUUAAUCUUUUUCAGGUUCAGAGUUAAUUCAGUCAUCCAUGCACAAACCACAGCCUAUUGUCAACUCUGCUUAACAUUGGACUUGUUUGAGACAUAUAUUUUCCCCCUGUUAUUUCUUCCAGAAACAAAGCCUGACAAAAUUCCACAUGAAAUUAUACAAGAAAAGUUUGGUAUAAACAUGCCACAGGAUUUCUAUGACCUGUGGGAACUUUGCAAGGAGCUAAAUCCCCAGAGUCCUCAAGGUAGUAUAUCAAAUUAGUAAAAAUAUCCUGUGGUUCCAGUUUCAUAUUCUGAAAAAAAAAUUAGGGUAUAGGUAUGUCAGAAAGAGGUUUUUUAAAAAAAUAUCUUGCCAUGGGUGUGAUCAACUGCCAUUGCCACAACAAAUAAACUUUUGAAAUAAACAAGUUUCAACAUUGUACUACAAAGUGAGCAGCCUGCAACAAACUGAAUAAAAUAGUGUCAGCGGAUAAGUGGGCAACCACAUUGAAAAAGAUGGUUGCUUGGGAUACCAGAAGCACAGAAUAUUUUAGGUUUAAGCAGCAUAUUAAUUUCUAAGACUAUGUCAGUUAAAUUGAUCAAAUACGAAAAGGUUUGUUAAACUUGUCAUCAGUACUUAGAUUUCUCUUGACAUUGUUUUCUUUUCAGAUGCUUUAAAAGAGUUCAAUCUUGAGCUGGUUGGCCCUUAUGAUAUAUUAUCUGGUAAAAAGUUCCAAGCAACAGAGAAUUCUGGUUCGCUCAGCCUUCACUGCAGAUAUUUUUGUGAUCCUCCUGAGUUUGUUACAGUUUUGAAAGGUGACAAUACAGUGGGAUUACAUAUUGGUUAUUAUUGGUAAGCACUGCAGCAACAUGCAUUUUUGGGUUUACCACAAUGAUUAAUAUCAUUAAUUUCCAAUUGUGAAUUGGUGGUGGUAAUCUGUAAUUAUGCUAACUAUAUAUAAGAUGCAUAUACCUAUUUUGAAUUCAUUUUCCUUAAAGUUGAAAGAUUUGUAAAGAACUUUUUGAGCAAGAAAUACUGAGUCAGUUCCCUCAAAGUCAAAUAUUUUCCACAUAAUAUUGCUUGGUGAAUAGUUGGUAUCGCAGAGAAUAUAAUUCCAAAAUUAACUUCAUAUAGUGCAUUUUCUUUCUUCUUUUGUUAAGUGAUAAUCCAGAAGACAAACCAGUGUUAGUUGCUUCCAAUGAAGCAAAGACAAAUUAUGAGUUCAAAGUACUUGGCGAUAACAUAUUUGCUGGAGUAAGGUCAGCUAAAGUUCAUUAUCACAAUAAUCUGUAAUAUUGCGUCCUAACUUUGUCAAGGUAGCUCAACAUGGUCAUUCAUGCAAAUAAUUCGCAUUUUAUAAACCUAAUAUUUUUGUGCACGAGAAGAUCUACUGAAAAGGUUUUCAGAGGACAAUGUUUUAAUGAAUUAAAUCAUGCAAUGAUCAUCACUCGUCCCAGCUAGUGCAUCGAUAAUUUUAAAGUAAAAUUAUACGGAAUGCGUUGAAGCACAACUAAAAUGUUUGGAAAACAUAGGGAAAAGAUAUUUUUAAUAUUAUUUUCAUGAAACUAUUUGCUUGUUAGUUUAGAAAGAAAACAAUAUAGGGAAGUAGAAUAUUUUGCAUUUUUCGUAUCUUUUGUAUUGAAUUUUCAGCAAUAGUUUAAAAAAUAUAAGCAAACAGAAAGGGGCAACAGAAGCACGAAAACUUAAAGAAAAGAUAGAAAGAAAAGCCAACGAAAGAAAGUUACAUUUGGAAGCAAAUCCUCCAUCAAUUAAAGCUAGAAAUAAGAAAGUUGUUGCGAAAACCUUUCAUAAAAUGGGCAUUGUUGUUCCUUUGGAUGAAACUGGUGUCGGCUAUCGAGAUCUUCAGAUAUCAAAUGGUAAGAAAUUUAAUUAUGGCAACAACUGGUGAAGAAUUAGGUAGUGUUAUUUACUUAUAUAUAAUUUUUAUUUUAACUUAACUUUAGGCUCGGUAGGUCGGAUUAUUUUAAUUUUUUUUAUAUUUAAAUAAUUCAAUAGAAUUUUAUAUGUCCAGAACUUUUUGUGAAAAAAGAGCGUUUCACUUAUUGUGUGUGACAAGACACACGCGAAUUUCGAACACUGGCGUCUAGAAAUUACUUUUUACCAGCAAAAAUAUUAUAAAAAUGUGGUCGGAAAUAACUAGGGUUGGAGGUAGGUUCGAACAGUCGGAAAACCGGAUCCCAAUUGGCCAAUUUUUAACAGUGCAUUAUUAUUGCAAAUAUAUUCCAUCAUGACAGGUUCCACGGUCCGUCUUGAUCCUCUGUUAUAGUAUAGGCGUUGGUGCCACAUGUAUAGUGCAUGGUUAGUUUAUAGUUUGUGCCUGAGAGACCCUGAGAAACCGCGGAGUUCGAUUCCUGAAACAUGCAGUUUUCUUAGUAUAAUUUAGCUUCAGUCGUACGUGAAAAGAGUUCUUCCACUUUGGACCAAACACCCGCAGUUUCAUUCACGGUUACACGGGUUUGCCUCUGCAAUAUAGGGAGAACAGUUCAUAACUAAUACAAGUAAUAGACGCAGUAUAUAAUCAUAAUUCAGUUUAGCUGAUGUGUUGUUGUUUUAAAUAUAUCGGAACUGUUUAGCUGAUGUGUUGUUGUUUUAAAUAUAGCGGAACUGAAAAGAAUGUUAACAGAUAUCGUAAAUGACAACCAACGUGAAGUUUUCCUGGACGAAUUGCAAGAUAUCAUAACACGCAUUCAGUUUGCAAAUGAUGAAUGUGACUAUGGUAUGGGUCUUGAGUUAGGCUUGGAUUUGUUUUCAUUUGGACAUGAAAUCUUCAACAGAAAGGCUACAAUGUUACUCACAUUGGCAUACGAAUUAUUGGGUAAAAGUGCAUUUGGAAAAGUAGUUGAGCGACAUCUGGAACAACGUGAUAAGAACACUCUGUACAUUAAUCUCACUGAAAGCGUGUGAACUUUAGCAGAACCAUAUACGUCUGGCUGUUCAAGACGAUUCCGAAACCUUUCGGUUAUUAUAGCAAGCAUUUUAUGCUACCCUGUUGUACAUGCGGUGGUAAUGUAUAUAUGAAUAAAAAGGUUUAGAAAUAUAGCAAUAUUAUUUUAGUAUAAGCGCACCGUUAGCUACACGAACGACUAGUAGACGCAGUAUGAAUGAGUGCUGAUUAAAAUUUUAAAUCUUCUCAUUCAAUCAUAGCCGUGGUCGUAGCCAUAGGACGCGUUAUCACGCGAAUCGAUGAAACCUAAACUUCGCUACUAGUACUGCCCAUUAUACGGGUCAAAAAAGACCACGAGGUAAAAUGUGAGCCCUUUGACAUGAUUAACAUGACAUUCAGCCUCCCUUAUUCAACGGAGCGAAUGACCACGCAUCUCGGGCAUCUGCGUGACCCCCUGACUGACCUUCCACCGUAGCUGGACUCCGUGAUCAGACACGAGACAUAAGGUAGCUGCCAGAGGUGCCCUUAUAGUAAGGCUUCGACUGGAUCAGGUUGAGCUGCAUGCGUUCUCAGCAAUUCAGCUUAGCUCUCAGCUGCAAGUAAGGAUGAUUACUGAUUAGCACACCCCACUUACUUACGUCACAUGAUUUUGUGUUCUCGUAUUUUAUUAUCUGCAUGACUGAAUUCUGAUUAAUUAAAGUUAAACUACUGAGUAUUGUACAAUUAGUAAUAAAAAUUGGGAGGAGUGUAAAACUUUGCGGUGAUUCGCGAUCUAUAAACGAGUUGUACUCUGACUAUUGGAACAUGGAACGUGAGAACCUUACCAGAUUUGAAAGACAACAGGAGACCAGAGCGAAGAACAGCUAUUGUAAUACAAGAACUAUCAUGACUAAACAUUGAUGUUGCAUGGUGCAUUGAGCGAAACCAGACUCACAGGGGAAGGAAAGAUCGAAAAAUCCCAUUUUUUGGAAAGGGAAGGAGGGAGGUGAACGCCAUAUUCAAGGGGUUGGUUUUGCAGUAAAUACCAAAUCGGAGAGACUUAUGACUCUCUCUAUACCACUCUCUGGAAAUAAAGUUUUUUAUCUCUAGCUAUGCCCCAACACUAGAUGCCGAUGAUUACAUAAAAGUUCAGUUCUACAACCAAUUGAAUACCACCAUCUCUGCAGUAGCAAGCACAUCGCUUUUUGCGACUUUAAUGCAAGAAUUUAAAGACUAGCACCUAUGAAAAGACGUGAUAGCAAAACAAGGUCAUGGAAGCUAUAAUACUAACGGAUUGCUGCUUCUUGGAAUGUGUGCAGAACAGGAACUUUUCAUUACCAACACUCAGUUCCGAUUGCCAAACCCGCUUCAAAACUACAUGAAUCAUGGAUGCACCCGCGUUCCAAGCAUUUGUAUGUCAUUGACUACCUCAUAUUCUUAUCAUGAAGACAGCAAGAAAUGUAAAUGACUGCUGGACGAAUCAUAAACUCCUGAUUAGUCGUCUCAAAAUAUCCAUCUACCUUAAUCUGUCCAUUCAAUCCGUACAGAAAGAAGUUCAACAUCUCAAAGCUUCAGGCCAGAGUUGUUGAACUUGUUGCUGUCGAAUUCCACGCUACCAUCAAAGAAAAACUAUCUAGGAAUCCAACCAACACCACCAGAAACGUAGAUGAAGAAUGGAUCACACUAAAACAUUUACGGAAGCAGCUAAAAAAGACCAUCGCCCAUCAGCUUUACAACGAGAUCUAG
This is a messenger RNA of Paramuricea clavata, 7726 nucleotides long. The record is from the annotation of a GenBank genome assembly. Lineage: Eukaryota; Metazoa; Cnidaria; Anthozoa; Malacalcyonacea; Plexauridae.